This is a messenger RNA of Rhineura floridana, 3226 nucleotides long. It is a transcript of the gene BTG2, whose product is annotated as BTG anti-proliferation factor 2. NCBI's taxonomy places the organism in Eukaryota, Metazoa, Chordata, Lepidosauria, Squamata, Rhineuridae. Gene Ontology annotation, biological process: negative regulation of mitotic cell cycle; negative regulation of cell population proliferation. The transcript has 2 exons. Bases 195 to 707 code for a protein of 170 amino acids. The record is from RefSeq and is a predicted model, not a curated record. Gene Ontology annotation, cellular component: cytoplasm; nucleus.
UUGUUGCUGGAGUCCGACUAGUCAAGCAGGGGAGGAGCAGAGGACGUGAAGGAAGGCUCCGUGAAGAUCACCUGCUUCCCCGGUCAAGCAGGAACCGACCAACCAGUCCAAGUUAUUAGUGUCUUUUCUACCCCACUUCUCUAAACAGUCCGGAGCCUUAAAGGGGCUGUCCUAACCUCACUACUAAGCCAGUCAUGAGCCAAAUCCAGCGUUGGAAUGGAAGCUGCGUUAGCAACUGCAGCCGGGCAGACAUGGUACCGGAGAUCGCUGCCGCCGUGGGCUUCGUGUCCAGUCUCCUCCGCACCCGCGGGUGCGUUAGCGAGCAGCAGCUUCAAGUUUUCAGCGGGGCCCUCGAAGAGGCGCUCACAGAGCAUUAUAAACAUCAUUGGUUCCCCGAGAAACCCUUCAAAGGUUCUGGCUACCGCUGUAUCCGUAUCAACCAUAAAAUGGACCCUAUCAUCAGCAAGGCAGCUAGCCAGAUUGGACUCAGCCUCCAGCAGCUAUAUCAGCUCCUGCCCAGUGAACUCACACUCUGGGUGGACCCUUAUGAGGUCUCCUACCGGAUUGGUGAGGAUGGAUCCAUCUGUGUUCUAUAUGAAGCAUCCGCAGCACCUGUGAGCUCCUAUGGGAUGCUCACCUGCAAAAAUCAGAUGAUGUUGGGGCGCACCAGCCCUUCCAAAAGCUACAUGAUGACAGUCUCCAGUUAAGCACUCCCUGUUGUCCUUACACUGCCAAGACAUGGGCUACUGUAUACCUUACCUGAGGAUGUAUUUUUUAAAAAAUGAAGAGCUAUUUAUAUUUUUUUAAAAAAGAGAAAAUCCAAAAUGAAAUUCAAUAGCAGGCACCACUCUUCCAUGGAGUGGUGUUGAGGUGCCUUUUUAAAGCUGUUGCAAGCUUGUGAGCUUAUUAAAAAAAAAUGCCAAUAUCUACCUAAUUGGUGUUGGAUGACAAUUCUGGAGGGUUGACCUACCUACCUGGGAAAUGCAGGGUUGGAAACAAAAGUACAGGGGGUGGGGCAGGGCACAGCACUUUUCAGCAGUGACUAACUAUGGGGUAAGUGCUACAACAACUGUGAAUCUACCGGCCAGCAUGGUAGUACUUAAGUCAUGAACCAUACAUGUUGAGAUUGGGGUGUCAUGACCUCAUUCUAACUGUGACAGUUUUCUUUUCUCAAAAAUUGUCCAUUCUUAUUACACUGAUAUAUAAGUUGUUUCACUGCCAGCUUCACGUACAAUCCCAAACUGAAUAAUUCUACUUUUUCACGGCUUAAAAACCAUUUUGGUAAAGCACCUAGUCACAGUUACAGACACUUUCUUUGGUCCAUUUGGUGGUGGGUUUCGUAAGUGCCUGCCCAUCAUUUUGCACAAAAAUUUGAUUUUUCUGUACCUCGUUCUGUACUUCAUGCUCAUGCAAAAUUCUAGUUGGCACCCAUAUACAUGGUUUCUAAAAUUGUAAGGCGCUUUGCUUGGGAAAGAGAUUCAGGAGCUGGGCUACAUAAGUGGCUGGUUACUCUAGCAGUCAAUUCCCAUAAACAAAGUGCAAUGACCAGGCCAAUGUGAACUAAUCUACCUAUUGGAAGGAGGCCUUCACCAGGGUUUUAUCUGUUCUGCUGCCUUUAUAUUGACCUUGUAAAAUUCCUGACAAUGCUGCCAAUAACUGCUGAGAGGUGAUUACAAAACCAGGGCACUUAACUGUUUGUAUUUUUAAAGACCAACAAUCUUCAGAGCACUUGGUGUGCUUGAUUUUUCUGUUGGUUUUGAAGAGGCAACUGCUUUGCAUCCCCAGAGUUGCUCCUCCUCUGCCUUUUGUGAAUUGAGUUCUCAGACACUGUGCAAUAUGUUUUUUCUAAAAUUUGGGCACUCUGGAGGAGGAGAGAUUUCUGUGGAUCAGUUUCCUGUUCUCAAAGCAACUGUAGCUUUUCAGAGCUCUGCUGACAUGACUCCUAAGAUCUUUUGUGCUCAAGAAUAUGAAUGUUUGAACAGAGAAAUCUCAGCACCGCAGUGGCAAACCACUGAAGGGGUAUGAUGGCCUUCUGUAUAGAAUACUUUUUUAAGAUCAUCUUCUUUUUUUAAAUGGAUAAUCUACCAGGAAGUUCUCCUGAGCAAAUCCUGUUGAAAUGAACAGAAGCUUAACAAGAGUGUUAACUAUACUCUUGCACAGUUCCUACUUACUUCAAUAGGGCUGGUAUGGGGAAGACUUCAUUGCAUCCCAAAUGCUCUAACUUGCAAAAUUUGCAAGUGCAUCAGCCUGUCUCUGAAAAAAAAAUAAUUUCUUCAAGCUCAAUAUGUGAAGCUUCUUGUGUCUGAGAAUCGGAGCCUCUGGUCAACAGAUACAAAGGUUGUAAAGCACUAAGGGUCUCCUGUAAGCUUAAAAGAAGUGUCGCCACUCCGUUAGCAUAAUUGUGCAAUAUUUGGUGGCACAAUGAGGGGAACACUUUCCUGCACUGCAGCUUCUCCCUCCAAGGAAAGUUAAUGUUCAAAGUCUACCUGGGAGGCUUGUUCCUUAUCUGGUGCAUUGAAAACAUGAUACGAGUGGGAGCUGUAACAUGUCCAGAAAAAAAGUUUGUUUUGUUACACUCCCUGCCUCUACUUGGAAUUUCCCUAAUGUCAGUACUUGUUUGGCUUGCCAGGUUGGCAUGAUCAAUGCAACUCUGUUUAAAGAUAUCUUGGUAGUUCAUGUUAUUCCUUCUUUAUCAACGAAGGGUGCGCCUAAAAACCAAAUUCUUAUUCCACCUCUUGACUGAUGGGGAAACAGAAAAGGUUACCAAAUAUCAUGCUAUUGUACCUGGCAUGGAAUCUAGUAUUAAGGGUUUUUUUGUUAGCAUUUAAGCCAACCCAAUGUGGCCAGAAUCUGUUUUGUAACUUGUGCAUGUAAAAACUGUGAAUUGAUGUAUGCUCUUUGUUGCCUUCUGAAUACAAGCCUGACACAACUGUUGGCAGUGCUAAAGAGCUGUGAUUUAGGAACAGCUAAUGGGUGUGUGCGCGCGUGUCUUUUUCUCCCCUUUUUUCCAAAAAUGUUUGCAAAACUUGAGCUGGACUGUUGAGCGGGACCCACUUUUCAUAAUUGGUGAAAAUAAUACAAGGUUUGUAAGCUAUUUUGUGUUUGGGGGGAGGGAUGAUUAUUGUACAAUAGUGUUUUUAUAUGCAAAAUGUACAGAUAUAUUGAAAAUGUACACUUUUGUUACUUUAAUAAAAAUGUAGCAAUUUAAAUAUGUUGCUGGAAAGAA